This is a messenger RNA of Medioppia subpectinata, 1640 nucleotides long. The record is from the annotation of a GenBank genome assembly. Lineage: Eukaryota; Metazoa; Arthropoda; Arachnida; Sarcoptiformes; Oppiidae.
AUGAUUCUUGACGCUCAGCCAUCAUUUCAAAUGACAGUAACUGAACUAGGUGGUCCGAGUAUUGGUAAUUAUGAUCAAUGCUUAAGUAUUGUCAGUCCCGAAGAAGUGGAUCAGCCGGUGAUCAAAGGACAGUACUGUUCAAUGGAUACCAACUUUAUAUUAGAUAUAAAGAUGGAAGAUGUGGAAAGAUCAGAUAAUUUGGGUGCAGUAAUGAAUAAAUCUGUUUUUGCAAACAAUUUCUUUCCGGGACUAAUGGGUGUUUAUGUGCCGAUUAUUGUCAGUCGUGAUCAUAAUCCUAACGACUUAACUGAAGGGAUGGAGUAUUCAAAGUAUUUUUUUAAAAAAGACAUCAAAUUAGUAAAUGGUUUCUGUUUGCCGACCACUUGUAAACCCGAAGAUCUGUCCGACGCUAUCAAUGAGAGUAAGUACUUGCGCCUAUUACCAAUGCUUGUUGCGGGUGUUCUCAUAAGUUUAAUAUACGACUUUUUAGGAGAUGUGUCUAAUAGUAACAUGUUAAAAUUUCCAAAUACACCAAGGUACUCGUCUGCCGACUUCCAACUCUAUGCAUUGUCUCCGUUGGCAUUCCUCGCGCUCUACAAAAUGCCCAGAUUUGGUGUUCUCUGGAAUGUCUUCCUAUUGGCGAUCGGAGUAUCCAUUCCUCUCAUCACUCGCUUUCACUUUAAUGUCCCUCACAUUUAUGAGGGAUUCUCCACAGACUCUACUUCUUCCAACGUUAGUGGCUUUACUUAUCACUACUGGUCAUCUCUACCGUACUUUCAGACUUAUAUCGUCGGUAUUCUCGCCGGUUAUGCUAUCCGUCGACACCCGAAGGCAUACUUAGGCGGACGGAUAGGAGAGACGAUCAUAUCUUUGGUCACAUUUUCGAUGACAUUUGGGAUCUGUUGGUGGAAUAAAGACUUCUUGCACUUUAGCUAUCGAUACACUCGAUUAAAUGGAUACGAACUACACGUCUAUCUAUUGGUUCAUAAAGUGUUUUAUUUAUCGGGAUUUUGUUGGCUUUUCUACGCCUGUGCCACCGGUAGAGCCGUGUCUAAUAGUAACAUGUUAAAAUUUCUAAAUACACCCAGGUACUCGUCUGCCGACUUCCAACUCUAUGCGUUGUCUCCGUUGGCAUUUCUCGCGCUCUACAAAAUGCCCAGAUUUGGUGUUCUCUGGAAUGUCUUCCUAUUGGCGAUCGGAAUAUCCAUUCCUCUCAUCACUCGCUUUCACUUCAAUAUCCCUCACAUUUAUGAGGGAUUCUCCACAGACUCUACUUCUUCCAACGUUAGUGGCUUUACUUAUCAUUACUGGUCAUCUCUGCCAUACUUUCAGACUUAUAUCAUCGGUAUUCUCGCCGGUUAUGCUAUCCGUCGGCACCCGAAGGCAUACUUAGGCGGACGGAUAGGAGAGACGAUCAUAUCUUUGGCCACAUUUUCGAUGACAUUUGGUAUCUGCUGGUGGAAUAAAGACUUCUUGCACUUUAGCUAUCGAUACACUCGACUCAAUGGAUACGAACUACACGUCUAUCUAUUGGUUCAUAAAGUGUUUUAUUUAUCGGGAUUUUGUUGGCUUUUCUACGCCUGUGCCACCGGUAGAGCCGAAUUUCUAAUAGAAUAAAUAAGAUAAUGGGUUGGAAGGGA